AGUGCUUUCAUGUCACCAUAUUUAAAUAUGUAGGUAGAAAAAAAUAUAUAAAUUAAAGCAUGAGUGUUUUUUAAAGUGUGGAUUAGAGAUAUUUUUCUCUACCUUUUUGUAAUUUCACAAUAGAGAGUUAGAAAUUACAAUAAAUGAUGUUUUAUUUUGACAGUAAUACAUGCUUUCACAUUUACUUCAUGUGCUCAAUUGCACUGAAUCUGUUGCUUUUUGAAAUUGAUUUGUUAUUCUUGCUUGGCUUUGUUGUAGCCUCGAGCUGUGGCAGGCUUUCGAGGGACAGUUCGUUAUGCAUCAAUCAAUGCUCAUCGGAACAGGGAAAUGGGAAGACAUGACGACCUUUGGUCCUUAUUCUACAUGUUGGUGGAAUUUGUGGUUGGUCAGCUGCCUUGGAGAAAAAUUAAGGACAAGGAGCAAGUAGGCUCCAUUAAGGAGAGAUAUGACCAUAGACUCAUGUUGAAACAUCUCCCUCCAGAAUUCAGUAUCUUUCUGGACCAUAUCUCCUCUUUGGAUUAUUUUACAAAACCAGACUACCAGCUUCUUACAUCCGUGUUUGACAGUAGCAUCAAGACCUUUGGAGUAAUUGAGAGUGACCCUUUUGACUGGGAGAAGACUGGAACUGAUGGCUCCCUAACCACCACCACCACUUCUACCACCCCUCAGUUGCACACCCGCUUGACCCCUGCUGCAAUCGGAAUUGCCAAUGCCACUCCUAUCCCAGGAGACUUGCUUCGAGAAAAUACAGAUGAGGUGUUUCCAGAUGAACAGCUUAGUGAUGGGGAGAAUGGGAUCCCUGUUGGUGUGUCACCAGAUAAAAUGCCUGGAUCUCUGGGACACCCUCGUCCCCAGGAAAAGGAUGUCUGGGAAGAGAUGGAUGCCAACAAGAAUAAGAUAAAGGUUGGAAUUUGUAAGGCUGCUACUGAAGAAGAGAACAGCCAUGGCCAAGCAAAUGGUAUUCUCAAUGCUCCAAGCCUUGGUUCUCCAAUUCGUGUCCGAUCUGAGAUUACUCAGCCAGAUAGGGAUGUUCCAUUGGUACGAAAGUUACGAUCCAUCCACAGUUUUGAGCUGGAAAAACGUCUGACACUGGAGCCAAAGCCAGAUACUGACAAGUUUCUUGAGACCUGCCUAGAGAAAAUGCAGAAAGAUUCCAGCGCAGGAAAGGAAUCUAUUCUUCCAGCCCUACUUCAUAAGCCUUAUGUUCCUGCUGUGUCCCGUACUGACCACAUCUGGCACUAUGAUGAAGAAUAUCUUCCAGAUGCCUCCAAGCCUGCCUCUGCCAACACCCCUGAGCAGGCUGAUGGUGGUGGCAGCAAUGGCUUUAUAGCUGUUAACCUGAGCUCUUGCAAGCAGGAGGUUGAUUCCAAAGAAUGGGUGAUUGUGGACAAGGAGCAAGAUCUUCAGGAUUUUAGGACAAAUGAGGCUUUAGGCCAUAAAACAACAGGAAGCCCUUCUGAUGAGGAGCCUGAAGUGCUUCAAGUCCUGGAGGAAACACCUCAAGAAGAAAAGCCCCAAAUAGGUCCUUGGUCAGAAAAUGAUCAUUUAAAGAAGGAAACCUCAGGUGUGGUCUUAGCACUAUCUGUGGAGUGCCCUGCUGCUUCAGAACCAUACACAGAUAGGCUAGAUCUCCAGGCCGGAGCUUCUGGUCAGUUUAUUGCAGUAACACCCACAAGUCCAAUGGAGGCACAAGCAGAAGGACCUCUCACAGCGAUUACAAUUCCUAGACCUUCUGUGGCAUCCACACAGUCAACUUCAGGAAGCUUUCACUAUGGGCAGCAACCAGAGAAGAAAGAUCUUCCGCCCAUAGAGCCCACCGUGGAACUUUACUCUCCAAGGGAUAACUGCUCUGGCUUGGUUGUGACAGAAGGUGAACCUGCUAGUGGAGGAAGCAGAACAGAUUUGGGACAGAUAGAUCACAUCAGUCACGACAUGUUAUCCAAUAUUAGAGAGAGUGAAAAACCUCAAGACCUGGGACCAAAAGACCUUCCUAACCACAACAGACUGGUUGUGAGAGAAUUUGAAAAUCUCCCUGGAGAAACUGAAGAGAAAAGCAUUUUGCUAGGGUUAGAAAAUGACGAUGAGAAGUUAAGUAAAGUGCAUCAUUGUGUGGAGAUCUCUUUCCCACGAGAUUUGGCAACUAUGGAAAGAGAUCGCUCAGCUACUACUGAACCUCUUGAUGUGACAAAGACACAGACUUUUAGUGUGGUGCCAAAUCAAGAAAAAAAUCAUGAAAUAAUGAAGCUUUUGGCAGUUGAAACUUCAGAAAUCUCUUUAACACAUGUUGAAGGACAGAUAGGCCAAGUGGCAGCAAUGCAAAAAAGUAAGCUGUCUAAGGGUGAUGACAUCAAGAGUGAAGACUUGCCAGGUCAUCAAGGAGACCUCUCUACUUUUUUGCACCAAGAGGGUAAGAAAGAGAAAAUUGCCCCUAGAAAUGGAGAACUGUAUCAUUGUGUUUCAGAGAAUGAACAUGGUGCCCCAACCCGGAAGGAUGUAGUCAGGUCAUCCUUUAUAACUAGACAUAGCCGAAUCCCUGUUUUAGCACAAGAGAUAGACUCAACUUUUGAAUCAUCCUCUGCAGUCUCCGCAAAAGAAAAGCUGCUACAAAAGAAAGCCUAUCAACCAGACCUAGUCAAACUCCUGGUGGAAAAAAGGCAAUUCAAGUCUUUCCUGGGUGACCUCUCAAGUGCCUCUGAUAAACUGCUAGAGGAAAAACUGGCUGCUGUUCCUGUUCCCUUUUCUGAGGAGGAAGUCCUCACUCCCUUUUCCCGGCUGGCAGUAGAUUCUCACCUGAGUAGGUCAGCCGAAGAUAACUUUCUGUCCCCCAUCAUCUCCCAGUCUAGAAAGAGCAAAAUUCCAAGGCCUGUUUCCUGGGUCAACACAGACCAAGUCAGUAGCUCAGCUUCGUCUCAGUUCUUGCCUCGGCCUCCACCAGGAAAACCACCCACAAGGCCUGGAGUAGAAGCCAGGCUACGCAGAUAUAAAGUCCUAGGGAGUAGUAACUCUGACUCAGACCUUUUCUCCCGUCUGGCCCAAAUUCUUCAAAAUGGAUCUCAGAAAUCCCGGAGCACUACUCAGUGCAAGAGCCCAGGAUCUCCUCACAACCCAAAAACACCACCCAAGAGUCCAGUUGUCCCUCGAAGGAGUCCCAGUGCCUCUCCUCGCAGCUCAUCCUUGCCUCGCACAUCUAGUUCCUCACCAUCUAGGGCUGGACGGCCCCACCAUGACCAGAGGAGUUCGUCCCCGCAUCUGGGGAGAAGCAAGUCACCUCCCAGCCACUCAGGAUCAUCCUCCUCCAGAAGAUCCUGCCAACAGGAGCAUUGCAAACCCAGCAAGAAUGGUCCGAAAGGAUCUGGCAGCCUCCACCACCACUCAACCAGCACUAAAACUCCCCCAGGGAAGAGUAAGCCAGCCAGUAAACUCAGCAGAUAGGAGCUGGGCUGCAUCUCUGGGAAAGGUGUCAGAUCUUCCUUCUAAACCUAAUGUGUGUCCCUGUACUGUCUGUUUAAAAAAAAAUCAGUGUUGAUCUUCUCUUGCAAAA
This is a messenger RNA of Castor canadensis (American beaver), 3541 nucleotides long. Lineage: Eukaryota; Metazoa; Chordata; Mammalia; Rodentia; Castoridae. The record is from RefSeq and is a predicted model, not a curated record.